This is a messenger RNA of Camelina sativa (false flax), 2120 nucleotides long. RefSeq names its product disease resistance protein RML1A. NCBI's taxonomy places the organism in Eukaryota, Viridiplantae, Streptophyta, Magnoliopsida, Brassicales, Brassicaceae. Gene Ontology annotation, biological process: defense response. The record is from RefSeq and is a predicted model, not a curated record.
AUUCUUGUGUGUUGUUUCUUUUACAAGCAACCAUUCUUACUCUUAACUCAACAACAGAUAAAUUAUGAACAGUCUAGCGAGCCUGGGAGGCGUCAAUUUUUAACUGAGGCGGAUGACAUUCGUGAUGUACUGACAAACGAAACAGGUACUGAAUCUGUCAUAGGUAUAUCAUUUGAUAUAUCCAAUGUAGGAGAGGUUUUUGUAAGUAAGGGAGCUUUUCAAGGAAUGUGUAAUCUCCGUUUCCUAAGAAUAAUCAAUAAAGAUAGUCUUUCUGGUGGAGAAGGUACUUUGGAAUUACCAGAAGGUAUAGAGUUUUUAUCUUCUUCUCUUAGGUUACUAGAUUGGGGUGGCUGCCCAAUAAAAAGUCUGCCUCCAAGAUUUCAGCCGGCACAUCUCGUCGAACUUCGUAUGCCAGAAAGCAAACUCGAGAAGCUCUGGGGAGGAACCCAGCCCCUUCCUAAUCUCAAGAUCAUAGAUCUAAACCGAUCCCGUAGAUUGAAAGAAAUCCCAAAUCUUUCAAAUGCUACUAAUCUCGAGAGAUUGAUACUUGAGGGCUGCAAAAGUUUGGUGGAGCUUCCCUCUUCUAUUAAGAAUCUACAAAAACUGAAGGAACUAAAUGUUCAAUGGUGCUCUAUGCUGCAAGUUAUUCCCAACAACAUCAACUUAGCAUCUCUUAAGAGACUCGACAUGAGUUAUUGCUCCCGGUUGAGCACUUUUCCAGAUAUCUCCAAAAACAUCAAGACUCUCAAUCUCGGAGAUACAGAGAUAGAAGAUGUCCCUCCAUCAUUUGCUGAAUAUUUUUCUCGUCUUGAGCACCUUAACAUUUGCAGCAUAAGCCUCAAGAGAUUGACACAUGUCCCACUCUGUAUAACUUCGCUAGUUCUUAGUGGCAGUCAUAUACAGAGGAUUCCAUAUUGCGUCAUAGAUCUCACUCGUCUAUCAUGGCUUGCCGUUGAAAAUUGCCGAAAACUCAAGUCGAUUCCGGAUCUUCCCCCCUCCCUAGAUACACUAGAUGCAAAAGAUUGUGUAUCACUCAAGAGAGUACGCUUCUCUUUCCAUAACCCAACCGAGAGACUCGAUUUCAGUCACUGUUUGAAACUGGAUGAAGAAUCAAUAAGAAGAAUCAUACAAAAAUCAAUUUACGAUGUUGUAUGCUUACCAGGUAAAAAGAUCCCUGCAGAGUUCACUCACAAAGCUACAGGGAGAUCCAUAACCAUCCCUUUGGCUCCGGGUUCUCUCUCUGCUUCCUCAAGGUUUAAGGCUUGCCUUCUCUUUUUGCCAGUUGCGAACUACAACUAUGGAGAUAUAAGUUGCAGUAUAAGAAGCACAGGAGGUGUUACAGCCCACAAUUUGAAAUGGCAUACACCACUUUUUUUCAAGUCACAACAUCUGGUUAUAUGUCAUGGUAACUUGUUUCGCCAACGAAGCAAAUGCCAAGAAGUGGAUGUGACUUUGAGCGAAGUGGAUAUGACUAUGAGCGAGAUUACAUUUGAGUUCAACCACAAGUACAAAGGUGACAAGAUUAUUGAGUGUGGUGUACAGAUCAUGACUGAGGAAGCUGAGGUUAGCUGCAGCAGGGAAUUGGACAGCUUUGAAACCGAGGGUAGCAGCAGCGAAAUGGACGAUUAUGAAACUGAGAGUAUCAGCAGCAGCGAAGAUGAAUACGACAGAGCGGAAUUCUCGUGGAGUCUCAUGAGACCAAACCAGUUUUUGUACCUUCUUAGCUUCUUCACCAUCUUCAUAGGGUACUAUCUCGUUAAAAAAGAUAGAGAUGGAGAUUGUACAGCUCUGUAAAUUAAGAUGAAAACAUCCUUGGUUGUUUGAUUUCGUUUGGGAAGCUUAAAUCUGGGGUAGAAGAAAAAUACAAAAUCUUCAUCUUAGAUCGUAGGACUCGGUCAUGGGAAAGAAGAUGGAACUUCCAUUAUAUUAGCCAUUGUGUACUUUUAUUGGCUUGAGUAAAUUUGUAAUUUAUUUCAAAUUAGUUAUGCAUUUGAUCGGUAAAGCUUAAUGAUUCUGAUUCGUGGUCUUUAACCAUAGUAAAGUCAAGGUUAAAUCCUCAUUUGUAUCUUGUUAUUGCUUAGGUCAUCCCAUUGACGAGCAUAAGUAUUUGGCAUACACUA